Molecule: messenger RNA, 984 nt
Organism: Argentina anserina (silverweed cinquefoil)
Lineage: Eukaryota; Viridiplantae; Streptophyta; Magnoliopsida; Rosales; Rosaceae
Product: UPF0496 protein At3g19330-like
Exons: 1
Coding region: 1-984 (327 amino acids)
Source: RefSeq, a predicted model, not a curated record
AUGCAUUCCUAUAUAUUUGUAUUGUUUGAGCUGCUGCAGUGCAAAUGUGCAAUGGCCGAUUCCGAAUCCCGAACGAGCCCGUCGGCGACACUGAGCCACGAGUACAGCCUCGCCGUCCAAACCCCUUCGUACAAUGAGAUUUGGUCUAAGAUUCACCAGCGAGAUGGGGAUGGAAAUGAGGAGCUGGUGCUUGAGCACGUCCUCCACCCCAGCCGAGAGUGUGUCCAAGAGGCCCUCCGCCACGCCGAGGAGUCCAACAACAACGCCCUCACUCGCCUCGUCUCCGACUACUUCCGCCACACCGAGGACGCCACCCGCCUCUGCCUUCUCCUCCACCGCAGCGUCUAUCGAGCGCGUGCCCUCUACGCCCCUCUCCACCAACUCCUCCAAGUGUUGGAGGACCUGAGCGUCAACCAAUCCCAGUGCUCUCACGCCUUUCAAAUCUUCCUCCGAUUCGACCGCCACGACAACCCCUUCCUUCCCCCCGACUCCCACAGUUUGGACGACACCUGCCGCCUCUUCACCGACCUCAAGCGCCAGCUCGAUCGCCGCAUUCGCCGUGGGAGUGGUGGCUGCUGCGGCGGCAAGGAUAUGAAGCAGUUGGAUGCUUCGGCCAAGGGGACAUGCGUGCUGAACGUAUAUCUGGCCAACAUUGACAGGCUGGGACGGCGGCUGCACACGGCGGUGGAGGGAGACAAGGAUUGCAUUCGGGUGGGAUUGGAGAGAGGAGCUCAAGACAGGCAUCCGAUUCAGGAGGUGUUUAAACAGCUGCGCAAGGGCCACCCCAAUUUCCUUCAACUUGUCAACAAACUUGAUCAACAGAUAUGUCUCUGCUUUAUUAACACUGUUAACCGUGACAGGUCGCUGCUUCUCCAACACCUCUAUACCCUCUACAAUCUCCAAACACCCCACAUAAUUCUCUGCAUUUUCUUUUUGUUUAAUACAUGUACGUGUGAUAGUGUUCAUUGUUUCCAGUUCAUCUGA